AUGUCUCCUCCACUGGGCAAGAUCCCCAUCCAUCACGGCGGCAUGGAUCUCGACGACGCCAUCCACGACACCGGUGCUGAGCAUGACGUCGAGGAGAUUUCCACGCCGCAGGAGCAGGCCAACGAUGAUAUUGAUGAAGAUGAACGCCGAUCUGCCAACCUCAUCAUCACCCUGGCCUCCUCCUCUUCAACUCCACCACCACCUCUUUCUCUUCUCUGUCCUUCUCCCCCUCUUCCACGAGGCCAGCGUCGCAGAACUCUCCACGACGAACUUUUGGCCAUCGACGACCAUCUCGAACUAGAUGACGAGUCUACUCUUCUCAACGACGAGGACGACGAGGGCGACGAGCGGAUCCCUUUCGACCGUGACGAGCAGAGAUCAAGUACCCGUGCACACGUCGAUCUGAACACGUGUCCACGAGUCUCCAGAGAUGUACGAUUUACGAAAACUGAGGGUGGGGGUGGGGGCGAGGAAGAGGAUGAGAGUGAAGACGAGGACGAGAUUCAGAGAGGACCCGAGAUGGAGGGUGGGUUCGCGACGGAGACGGAUGCGAAGAGUGACAGUCAGGAGACCGGGACCGGGACCGAGACCGAGGACGACAACUCUUCAGGACCAGAGCCAGAACCAUUCGAGACCUUCCUCUCCCACAACGCCGCCGACCUCUCGUCAUGGCACUCUGCGCACCGACGACUCUCGUCCCUCCCGCCGGACGCCGACACACACAUGGCCCUCUCGCGCCACGCCGAGACUCUGUACACGUGGCUCAAUGUCUCUGCGCUCCCGUACAUCGAUGCGCUGGAGCGAUACGCGCACGAGAAGGCGGCCCUCGUCAACGGCGACGCUCUUCUGGACCACGACGAUGACGCCGACGGUGAAGGCAUUGAAGAACAGAAAUCAGUCGUAGAUGUGCUGUGCAGGGUGAUGGAGGCUCUCGUCACCGAGUCCCGGCAUGGCUAA
Molecule: messenger RNA, 957 nt
Organism: Exophiala spinifera
Lineage: Eukaryota; Fungi; Ascomycota; Eurotiomycetes; Chaetothyriales; Herpotrichiellaceae
Exons: 1
Coding region: 1-957 (318 amino acids)
Source: RefSeq, a predicted model, not a curated record